AUGUCGGGCAUACCGCGAUAUAACAAUGCACCACUAAAUGCGCGAUCGGGUGUCCCUGUCCCUCCCACCGGGCCUCCAACAACCUCUCAAACAGCCGCACCUGCAUCAACAUCAGAACCUAUGAGCAACCAUAACCCCACCACCACAUCAUCUUCAUCCUUCUCGUAUCCCCGAGCGCAACCCGCAGCUGCCGUACCCCUUCCUACCGGGCUUUCAAAUUCUCAACGUUACGCGCUCCCCGCUGCAGCAGUCACAACCGCAAAAUUACAGCCAACGCGCACGAUAAAAGAUGAUUCCGACGUACCUCCUGCACCGCAACCAGCUGCUUUUCCUAAGCCGACUACUGGGUUCGCGGAAAAUAGGUCUGCGUCGCAAACUAAAACUGUACCUCCGAGAGCGGGGUCUUCGUAUGCAGUUUGUAACGAUGCGUCUACUACGAUGCCACAAAAUACAAGUGUGGGGCAAGUGGGGAUGGAGAAGAAUAAUUCAGCAUACCCUCCUCAAAUGAUGAUUCCGCCGCCAAGUAUCACUCGCACACCGUUUUCUUCUACGGUGACUGCUGAUGCGGUCACGGCAGCGAAGACUAUGCAUCCUCAACCGGUUUCUGUUAGGGAGGCAUAUGCUCCUUUUGCACAGCAGGAUAAGGAGGGUUAUGCACAUGGAUAUGGAUGUGAGAGACGUAGUUUGGAAGAUAGGGGACAGAUGGAACAUAGGGAACAUAUGGAACAUUUGGAACAUCCACCGGGAUAUGUGCAGAAUGCGUACGCGGCUGAAAUGAGUAGUGAUCAGAGGAGAGCAAUGGAUAUUUAUGAGGGACAAGAGGGGAAUGGUGGGAAUGGUGCGGCUGGUGGCGCGGGUGAGGAGGGGGGUAUUUGGGGGAGUGCGAAGAGGUGGGUUGGGAGUGCGGGGAGUAAGUUGAGUGAGGGGGAGAGAGAGGUUUGGAGGAGGAUUAAUCGGGAGUAG
Molecule: messenger RNA, 963 nt
Organism: Sclerotinia sclerotiorum 1980 UF-70
Lineage: Eukaryota; Fungi; Ascomycota; Leotiomycetes; Helotiales; Sclerotiniaceae
Exons: 1
Coding region: 1-963 (320 amino acids)
Source: RefSeq, a predicted model, not a curated record